Messenger RNA from Pseudozyma hubeiensis SY62, 543 nucleotides. Its product is annotated as nucleoporin. Lineage: Eukaryota; Fungi; Basidiomycota; Ustilaginomycetes; Ustilaginales; Ustilaginaceae. The coding region runs from base 1 to 543 and encodes 180 amino acids. The transcript has a single exon. The record is from RefSeq and is a predicted model, not a curated record.
AUGUCGACGUCGAUUUCGAAGAGGCAAUUCCUGAUUGCCUUUUGUGAGAAGCUCGUCCGCAAUGCCGUGCGCCCGACGAUGGCUGAACCAGCCUUCAUUUCUGCUUUGCAAGCCACGCUUUUCUCGACAUUCUUGAUGUGCUCCCGCCGUUCAUCGCCAUUGGAGCGGAAAUUCCGGGACGAAUUUGCACCGAGUGAGAGCUGCAAGCCAGACCGCCGUUGUCUUCUUUCAUCGGCCUGGAAUUGUCCGUAUCAGCCGCAAUUUCGAUCUUGCCUGAAGCAAAAGAUGCAGUACUAUGCAGGUCUGGUCAUAGUCGAAUCGCUGCUCGAUGCCACCCUCGAUUCACACCUCGACUCGCAACUUCAUCGGCUGUCACGAUCGCACGCCUUCUCAACGGCGCAUCGGGUCCACGAAGCGAGAACGACAAGCUUCUCGCUUCCUCGCUUUCCUUCCAGUCCCCAUCUUUUCCGAGACUUCUCUGUCGGCUGGCACUCGCUUCAGCGCUGCUCUUCCACCGUGACGACAAUCGCGAAUUGCGGCUAG